AUGCCUCAAAACGAGUACAUUGAACAACACAUCAAGCAGCAUGGUAGAAGGCUCGAUCACGAGGAGAGAAAGAGAAAAAAGGAGGCCAGAGAGGGCCACCGUGUGGCUAAGGAUGCCCAAAACUUGAAGGGUUGGAGAGGUAAGCAAUUCGCUAAGAAGAGGUACAGCGAAAAGGUUGCCAUGAAGAAGAAGAUCAAGGCCCAUCAAGAGUCCAAGGUUAAAGGACCUUCUACUCCAAAGCAAGACGAUGGAGAGGCUCUUCCAACAUAUUUGUUGGAUCGUGAGACGAACAACACUGCCAAGGCUAUUUCUUCAAGUAUCAAGCAGAAACGUAUGGAGAAGGCCGAUAAAUUUUCGGUGCCUUUGCCUAAGGUUAGAGGUAUUUCUGAGGAAGAAAUGUUCAAGGUGAUUAAAACCGGAAAGUCCAAGACCAAGUCGUGGAAGAGAAUGAUCACAAAGCAUACGUUUGUUGGAGAAGGGUUCACGCGUAGACCCGUCAAAAUGGAGAGAAUCAUUCGUCCAUCUGCUCUCAGACAAAAGAAGGCCAAUGUUACACAUCCUGAAUUGGCAGUCACUGUCUUCUUGCCUAUUCUCGGGGUCAAGAAGAACCCACAAUCGCCAAUGUAUACUCAAUUGGGCGUUUUAACCAAAGGUACGAUUAUCGAAGUCAAUGUUUCUGAGUUGGGUUUGGUCACUGCCGGAGGAAAAGUUGUGUGGGGUAAGUAUGCCCAGAUCACCAAUGAGCCUGAUAGAGACGGUUGUGUGAAUGCCGUUUUGUUAGUGUAA
This is a messenger RNA of Metschnikowia bicuspidata var. bicuspidata NRRL YB-4993, 786 nucleotides long. RefSeq names its product NSA2 family ribosome biogenesis protein. The record is from RefSeq and is a predicted model, not a curated record. NCBI's taxonomy places the organism in Eukaryota, Fungi, Ascomycota, Pichiomycetes, Serinales, Metschnikowiaceae. Gene Ontology annotation, cellular component: preribosome, large subunit precursor; nucleolus. The transcript has a single exon. Bases 1 to 786 code for a protein of 261 amino acids. Gene Ontology annotation, biological process: maturation of 5.8S rRNA; maturation of LSU-rRNA.